AGAAGUUGCAGAGAAACGUGCCGGGAUGCCCGUAGGCUGAGGAGAGCUGCGGGCUCUCCCCAGCGGCACCUGGCAACAGCGACCCGCCUUUGCCGGAGGGAAGGACGAAGGGAGGGAAGCACUUUCGGGAAGCCGCCUAUCCCCACGCCGACCUCCCUCCGCUUGCCUCCCCGGCGGCGGAGCCCCCCGCCCUGCCCGGGCAGCCGCGGGGACGGCCUUGCGGGGCGGCCCCCCCCCCCGAGCCGCCGCGGGAGCCGGCAGCCGGCGGCGGGGGCGCCGCGGAGCGGAGCGGAGCCACCCGGCACGGCCGCUCGCCGCCAGCCCGCCCGGCGCUGCGGGGAGGCGGCUGGCGGAGCGGGCUGCGGGCGCGCCGGGCGGGGCCGCCGCGGGGCCUCUCCUCCCGCCGCCCCCCGGCCUCUCCCACCGCCGCCCCCCGGCCUCUCCUCCCGCCGCCCCGCGGCAUGGUCGCCCCCGCCCCGCGGUGCCCCUGCCCCGCCCCGCUGCUGCCGCCCGCCCGCCCGCGCCGCCGGGGCCCGCGGGAAGAUGGAUGGGCACGUCCUGGGAUGGAUCGUCCUCCUGUGGCUCGCAGCUGAGGUGGAAGGGUUGCAGGUCACUGUGCCUGAGAAGAAGAAGGUGGCCAUGUUGUUUCAGCCUGCUCUGCUUCGCUGCCAUUUCUCUACUUCUUCCACCCAACCAGCUGUGGUACAGUGGAGGUUUAAGUCUUACUGCCAAGACCGAGUGGGAGAAGCUUUGGGUAUGGCAACUUCUGGUCUACAAACAAUGAGCAAGAGGAACCUGGACUGGGAUCCCUACCUGGACUGUGUGGACAGCAGGAGGACAGUCCGUGUCGUGGCGUCCAAACAAGGAUCUGCCGUCACUAUAGGGGACUUCUAUAAGGAAAGAGAUGUCAGCAUUGUCCACGAUGCAGACCUUCAGAUUGGGAAGUUGAUGUGGGGUGACAGUGGGCUCUAUUACUGCCUUAUUAUCACACCAGAUGAUGUGGAGGGCAAGAAUGAAGAAUCAGUGGAGCUGCUUGUGCUUGGCAGGACAGGGCUGCUUGCUGAUCUCUUGCCCAGUUUUGCUGUGGAGAUUAUGCCAGAGUGGGUCUUCGUGGGCCUGGUGAUCCUGGGGGCGUUUUUGUUCUUUCUCCUGGUGGGGAUCUGCUGGUGCCAGUGCUGCCCACACAGCUGCUGCUGUUACGUCCGCUGCCCCUGCUGUCCUGAGUCCUGCUGCUGUCCUCGGGCAUUGUAUGUAGCAGGCAAGGCAGCAAAAGCUGGGUACCCUCCUGCAGUCGCUUCCAUGCCAGGUCCAUACUACAUCCCCAGUGUUCCUGUAGCUGGUGUCCCAUCUCCUGCUGUGCUGAUGGAUAAAUCGCACCCCCCUCCUUUAGCCCCAAGUGACUCCAGCGGAGGAAGCCAAAAUGCAGUGCGCAAAGGGUACAGGAUCCAGACUGACAAGGAAAGGGACUCCAUGAAGGUGCUGUACUAUGUCGAGAAAGAACUGGCUCAGUUUGACCCAGCUAGGAGGAUGCGAGAACGAUAUAACAACACCAUCUCUGAACUCAGCUCUUUGCAUGAGGAGGACUUGAACUUCCGGCAGCCCUACCGCCAGGUGCGAAGGAAACCUCUGCCUCCAGCAGGGGACCUGGAUGGAGAUGCUGAAUACUGGGCAGGAGUGAGGGGUGGGGGCAGCACAUCCAGAUCACAGGCUGUCUCCGAUUACCGCGACGAGCGGGACAGCUUCCGGCACAGCCAGCAGAGAUCCAAGUCGGAGAUGUUGUCCCGUAAGAGUUUCUCAGUGGGAGUGCCGGCCGUCUCGAUGGAUGAGCUGGCAGCCUUUGCAGAGUCCUACAGCCAGCGGACCCGGCGGGCAGACAGCCAGGAAACUCGGCGUUUCGAGCGCUCGGAGUCGCACUGUGGCCGUGGUGGAGGGCUGCACCACCAGGACAGCUCCCUGGAGGAGUACUACACCAAGCGUAGCAGAGGGAACCGGGAGCCGCUGACGGACUCGGAUCGGGGCUGGUCAUACAGCCCACCCCGGAGAUGUGCCCAUGAGGAGAAGCACCUGCCCAGGCUGGUGAGCCGGACGCCCGGAGGGAGCCAGAAAUACGAUCACUCCUACCUCAGCAGCGUCUUGGAUAGGAAAUCCCGGAGCUAUGAUGAGAGCGAUGACCACAAUGAAACCCCCUCAAAGCUGAGCUCGCAGGCCAGCCAGAGAGGAGGGGGAUCAUACUAUGCCUGGUCACCACCCUCUACCUACAAAGCCGAGAAGUCGCAGCAGCAGCCGCAGCAGCCGCCACCACCAUCUCAGCAGGAGGAUGGGGAGGACACCCUGCCCCCCUACAGCGAGAGGGAGCUGAGCCGAGGCCCUUCGUACAGGGCCAGGGAGCAGGGCUACCUCAAUGCCUCUGACAAGAAGAGGAAAAAAGACCCCAGGAAAACAAACGAUUUCCCAACGAGGAUGUCCCUUGUAGUUUGAAGUUGUUGUGGACAUGUUAUGUUGAUGAGCUGAUGACUGCAGUGAAGAAGAUACAGAGCAACAAGCAAGACAGGCCUCUGUGGACCUUUGCAGCCACCAGCCAUGGACUCUUUGUUUCAAUUGUUUCAUCGGGGGAGCAGACGCUUUUGUAAGAGACAGACUCCCAUGAACAGCACUCAAUCCCAGAGGCUCUGGGAGUCUGCCAGCAAAAUGAGGCCAGGGCUCUCUUUGGCACCCUGCUUCCCAGUGCCCUCCAUUCUGUGCUGGAAGGCAGCCAUGUCCCUACUGUCCCUGCAGCCCUGAACUACAAGCGAGGCUGCAUUUGUGCCCCUUGCCCUGCCUGAUGUGCAGGGAGAGGCCUGUGUGCAUACCUCUUGCUCUCUGCCUCCUCAGUUCUCCGUUUGGAUUAAAUAUUGUCUUCAUACUUAAUACUGAGAGCCUUUUCUGUAUCAUCCCCAUGUUGGGAGGGAGGCCUUGUUCUUAUAUCUGCAGACUGCCUCCAGCUGCUCAGGGCCUAGAUCGUGAAGGAAAGUCCAUGCCCUUUCAGACACUACAGAAAAGGCCUGAUGAGAUGUUACUUUUGCAGGGGCUGAACAGAGAGAGAGGGAGGGACAAUUGUGGGCUGGCUUGUUCAAUAUAUUUUGUUCUGUUCAUUAUGUGAUGAGAGUUGCAGGUGAGAUUAAUGUAUUGUUUUGAAAGUGGAUCAAAGUAGCUUUUAUUGUGAUGAGAGCAUGAUGUGUUUUUUCCCCCAUCCCCAGUUGCGGUUUGUUUUGCUGCAGCUGCAUUUUCUUGCAGCUGAGCUGUGACCCUGUAGGGCUUCAAGCUAGAAUAUCUACUCCACCACAUCAUAAGCGGUGCUCUAGCCUUGCUGGUGCCCUGCAUCCAGCACCACCAGACAUCUCUGCCUAGUGAGUGGCCUUUUUGUUAUAAAGAAGGAAAAAGGAGGAAGUCUCAGUGACAGCACAGCUGCACAUCUUCAUUCUGUGAUACUGGCAUUUCUCCUUUCUGGUCAUUGUUCCCAGACAUUGAAGAGACCAGUAACAGCAAUGGAAAAAGAAUUAACAUUGUGGAUGAACACAAGCUUUGAAAGUCACCUUUUUCACUUCCAACCAUUCAUUCACUUCAGUUGUGACACGGUUUUAGUGGAUGUUGUCUCAGGAACAGCUGAAUUUAGAAAUGAGUGCUUCAGACCAUCUGGAAGCCUGACAUACUGGUUUUCAUAGGGUAUAAUGCAGUAAUUUCUUUCAUUUUUAGCUGUUAAAAUCAUAACGGGAAGGCAAAUCAUAGGAACAUUUUAAGCUCCAGCACCUUGAUCCCUGUUUCACCAAGAAGCAACUUGGUGCCCUACUUACGGGCAUUGUCAGCCUCUGAAAUGCCACCUGUUGUUACUCUGGAAAUGUGCCUAAGGUGCUCACUCUGGCAAUACUUCUGAACACGAGAUUUAUUAACAUCACUGCAGUUCUCCAUAAAAAUGAUAGGUUCAUUUCAGUAUUACUUCUUUGCCAGAUUAGUUCAUCAGGCAUAGUGAGGAGAGGAAGAAUAAUCUCCAUAGAUCUGAUGACAGAACAGUUUUCAUGCUAGAAGGUGAAAUGAUGAAAGGGUGGCUUUCUUCUCCCAUGGCUCCUCUAGUGAUGAUGGUAGUUUUGGAAAUCCCAGUCCUGGGUCUGCCUGGCCAGAGAAUGGUUAAUCUGCAGGGGCAUACAAUCAUGGAAUCACAGAAUGGUUUGUGUAGGAAGGAAUCUUUAUAGUCCACCCACUCUCAUAGUAAAGAGUUUCUUCCUUAUAUCUAAUCUAAAUCUACUAUCUACUAAAUCUCCAGAGCCUUCUCUUCUCCAGGCUGAACAACCCCAACUCUCUCAGCCUGUCUUCAUAGGAGAGGUGCUCCAGCCCUUUGAUCAUCUUGGUGGCCCUCCUCUGGACUCACUCCAACAGCUCCAUGUCCUUCUGUGUUGAGGGCUCCAGUACUGGACACAGUGCUCCAGUACUCCAGGUGGGAUCUCACCAGAGCAAAGUAGAGGGACAGAAUUACCUCCCUUGCCCUGCUGGCUACACUGCUUGUGAUGCAGCCCAGGAUAGGGUUGGUAUUCUGGGCUGCAAGUGCACAUUGCUGGCUCAUGUCCAAUUUUUAUCUAUCACUAUCCACAAGUCAUCUGCAGGACAGCUCUCAGUUCGUUAAUCCCCCAAACUAUACUCAUGUAGGGGAUUGCCCCAACCCAGGUGUAGAACCUUGUACUUGGCCUUGCUGACCCUCGUGAUGUUCACAUGGGCCCACUGCUCAAGGCUGUCAGGGUCCCUCUGGGUGGCCUCCCUUUCCUCUAGUGAGUCAACUGCACCACUCAGCUUGGUGUCAUCUGCAAACGUGCUGAGGGUGCACUCAGUCCCACUGUCUGUCAUUCAUGAAGAUACUGAACAGAACCAAUGUCAAUACAGACCCCUAGGGAGAUCACUUUUCCUCAUCUCCAUUUGGACACAGAUGUUGACUGCAACUCUUUAGGUGCAGCCAUCCAGCCAGUUCCUUAUCCACCAAAUAGUCCAUCCAUCAAACCCAUCUCUUUCCAAUUUAGUGACAAGGAUGUUGUGUGGGACUGUGUCAAAUGCCUUACAGAAGUCAAGUUAGGUGACGUGAUUUACUCUUCUCCUUACUGACCAAUGCAGUCACUCCAUAGAAGGUGUCCAGAUUGGCACAAUUUGCCUGAAGUUAAGCCCUGCUGGCUGUCUCUAGUCACCUCCUUGCCAUCUGUAUGCCUUGACACAGCUUCCAGGAGGAUCUCUUCCAUGAUCUUACUGGGCAUGGAUGUGAGGCUGACUAGUCAGUAGUUCCCAGGGUCCUCAAUGUUACCCUUUUUAAAAAUGGGUGUUAUGUUUCCCUUCUUGCAGUCACUGGAGGCCUGACCGCCUGACCACCAUGACCUCUCAAAACAGGGAGGGUGGCUCAGCAACUACAUCUGCCAGUGACAUGCCAACUACAUCUACUUGAAUUAUGGCUGGAGAGACUAGAUUUUAAUUGUUUGUUUGUUUUUCAUCUUUAAUGUAUGUUUCCAGGAAAUUCACAGUACAGUUAACAAGAGGUAGACAGGUGGUUGCCUACCAAGGUCUCCAUGGCAUAGAGAAGUCUGCAGAGCUACACAACAUGCUAUUUUAAAUUAAACAAUUCAACCCUGAGAUACGAUGAUACUAGCAGUGAGAAAUGUUGUUUGUUAGCCUCAAAACCUUGGGAACCACUAUGCCACAGAUUUCAAGGGAGUUUAGGCUGCUGUCUUUUCCAUUAGACAUCCAGCAGACCCAGGAAAUGUUUUACAUACAGCAAUUUGAAAUUGCAUCUGCAACAAUGACUAUGUCAGAAAGGGGCCAGAACAGUGAUUUGACAGUCACUGAAUACCUCUAGCUUUUAAAUCAUACUGAAAGGCAGAGUGUCACAGUCUCCUUCUCAUUUGAGUUAAAUCUGCCCCUUCUCUCAGUCACCGUGGUUUAUUUGAUCAAACCCUCAGGAAUGACUUUUGUGUAUUAAAAAUGCAAGCCUUCCCCUCGUUUAUUUGAAUCAAUUUUGUUUGCUUGAUGCUGGUACUUCACGGCAUUUGUACACUAUGUGUAAGAAGCUGCCAUUUAUGUAUCUAGCUUAUAAGUAAGUAAUUGCAAGCUAAUUCUCUUAAGAAAACUAUUUUAAUUGUAGAAACAACUGUUUGUAAGAACUGUCUAACAUUUCUUUGGAAUCCAAGUACCUGGAAAAAUAUAGAUUUUAUGACUAGUGAUUCUAAGAGUUUUACCAGAUGAUAAAAAUUUCAGUUAAAAAAAAAAAAAGAGCCGGUCUUAAUUCUCUGAAGUCAGAUCUGGGCAGCACCCAUCAGUUGGCUCUGCCUUUGCUCUAAAAUUUUAGAUUUUAUAUCUCCUUAUGCAAAUCUGAAGGAAUUUUCCAUUAUUGAUAGUGUCUGUCCUCAGGCCAUCUUUGUUUUUCCCAGUAGAAAUGUGUCUGCAGCAGCACUCAAUAGGCCAAAUAAAAAAGUGAGGGUUGACAUUGAGUAGGGCUUCCACCUCUCUAGCUACACAACUCUAAUGGCCUGUGACUCUCAGAGAGGAGCAGAGGACCAGAGGCUGAUGGAGAGGCUGAGAGAAGCCUCUUGUUUCAGAAAAGAAGUAAUGGUUUGUGUCUGUAUCCUCUUUCAGAACACCUGUGAAAUGUUGGCACUGGAAAAGAAUAAUCCUGGUCAUAGACUCUCAAAUUCUAAAUAUUGCAGUGGUUUUUAUUGCUGGCAUAAAAUUAAAAUCCCUUUCAUAUAGGAUAUGGAUAUCUGGGUCAUGUCAAGGAUGUGGAUGGUUUUUUGGCCUUAAAAUGAAGCAUCACAACAGUGAUUUGCUAAGAUGACAACCAAGAUGAUGAGUGAAUCCUGUAUUAAAAAAAAAAAAGCCCUUAGAGCAACAGCAUGAUCAAGCAUCAGUAGUAAAUGUGGUUGUGCUGUCAAAAAUGUGAUCUGGGCUACUGAAAAAUUGUUGACAUGGAAUGAGAAAAUAAAUACCAAUGAUAAUGA
Molecule: messenger RNA, 7001 nt
Organism: Apus apus (common swift)
Lineage: Eukaryota; Metazoa; Chordata; Aves; Apodiformes; Apodidae
Gene: ILDR2
Product: immunoglobulin like domain containing receptor 2
Exons: 10
Coding region: 544-2478 (644 amino acids)
Biological process (GO): pancreas development
Cellular component (GO): membrane
Source: RefSeq, a predicted model, not a curated record